AUGAUGUUGGGAAACAUAACGCAGACAAUUUUGCACGAACUGUUACGACAGCAUAACAUUACUAAAAAGGAAUUCAUAGAACGCUUCGGGCUGCCUCCUCUUGUCUAUGUUCCAGAACUGUCGCCCGGUGCAAAAACCGUCACCUUAGUUUUCUACGUCAUCAUCUUUCUUGCAGCGUUGCUCGGAAAUUCUUUUGUCGUGGUCGUUGUCUGGAAGAACAAGGUGAUGCGCACAAUAAUGAACAUCUUCAUAUGUUCGCUUGCUGCAAGUGAUUUGUUCAUCACCAUAGUCUGCAUUCCUGUCACCUUGAUGCAAAAUAUGCUACAUAGCUGGAUACUCGGGGACUUCAUGUGCAAGUUGGUUCCGUUUAUACAGACCAUCGCAGUGGCCUCCAGUAUCUUGACUCUGACCGGGAUAGCCAUCGAACGUUAUUACGCCAUCAUCCAUCCGCUCAAGGUCAAGUACCUCCUGAGUAAGACCCGAGCCGGCAUCAUCCUGGCUCUGGUGUGGGUGGUUUCUGUCGGCGUGGCCACGCCCAUGCUCUUCGUCCACAAGGCGGAGGAGAUUCACGACUUCCUGUACGAGCAGCGCUUCGUGACCUGUCAGGAAAAGUGGUGGGGGCAAACUCAGCAGACAUCCUACACCAUCUUCAACCUUGUCGUUCUGUUCAUCAUCCCUCUGCUCACCAUGACCAGCCUGUACAUCCGCAUCGCUCACCGCCUGUGGGUGCAGCAGCCAGUCGGUGUGACCGGAAACUUCGCGCACGGCAACUCCGUUCGCCGCAAGCGUCAGGCCGUCAAGAUGCUGGUGGUUGUCGUGUUGCUGUUCGCCGUUUGCUGGCUACCCUUCCACACUGUCACUGUCAUGAACGAAUUGAAUGGACUUCGACUGGACGAAAAAUCUGCCAAGCUACUGAUCGCCAUUGUGCAGCUGAUUGCUUUCAGCAACAGCUUCAACAACCCCGUAGUGUACGCCAUCCUCAACGAGAACUUCAAGAAGAACUUCAUGACGAUGCUGCGAUGUGGAGUGAACAGAGUUUCUCCACAGCAAAUCACUCCCAACACCCUGCAGACUUCCCUGGAGCCGUCCACACGCAGCUGUAGACUGCCCGCGGGACCUCCGAACCAGCAGAUCUGAUCUACAGGAUACAGAAUGCUAAUAAUCCUUCAUUAAUAAUUCAUGAUAUAACGUUAUAGGAAUUAUGGCAUUAAUACUGAUAUAUAGGAAUUAUGGCAUUAAUCCUGAUAUAUAGGAAUUAUGGCAGAAAAAAUCUAUCAAAAGUCAUCUACCUGAUGUUCUGUCAAUGAAAACUAAGCUGACAGGGUAGUCCGACUUCCAGAGUGUCUAUCCAUAUAGAGCAUAUCAAAAGAUUCGGUACAGCACAAUAUGCCGGAAGUAGCGUCUUCACAAAUAUUGGGAACCUUUACUUUUACAUGUCAAAUUAAAUAAAAUCUGGUUCAUUUUUA
Messenger RNA from Branchiostoma floridae (Florida lancelet), 1466 nucleotides. Its product is annotated as QRFP-like peptide receptor. The transcript has 4 exons. The record is from RefSeq and is a predicted model, not a curated record. The coding region runs from base 1 to 1137 and encodes 378 amino acids. Gene Ontology annotation, molecular function: neuropeptide Y receptor activity; peptide binding. Gene Ontology annotation, biological process: G protein-coupled receptor signaling pathway. Lineage: Eukaryota; Metazoa; Chordata; Leptocardii; Amphioxiformes; Branchiostomatidae. Gene Ontology annotation, cellular component: membrane.